Molecule: messenger RNA, 1666 nt
Organism: Diorhabda carinulata
Lineage: Eukaryota; Metazoa; Arthropoda; Insecta; Coleoptera; Chrysomelidae
Gene: Cpap3-d1
Product: protein obstructor-E
Exons: 4
Coding region: 108-797 (229 amino acids)
Cellular component (GO): extracellular region
Molecular function (GO): chitin binding
Source: RefSeq, a predicted model, not a curated record
AUUCGUACGCCAAUCGGUGUCGUGUAUAGAAAGUGUUAAGUGCGUGUUGAAUUCAGUACAAAGCUGCAGUUUACUUAACUUUUCGUUUAGUCAAGGAUAAAGUCGCCAUGAUAUCGCUGACUAUUGCUCUCCUUUCUUUUGUUGCUUUUGCAAAUUGCGGUGUAUUGGUGCAAGAAGCGCCUUCUUGUCCAGAACAACAUGGAGUGCAAGCUUACGCCCAUCCAGAAUCUUGUAAUUUAUUCUUCCUUUGUACAAAUGGUACUCUAACAGUGGAAACUUGUGAAAAUGGUCUUCUAUUCGAUGGAAAAGGCAACGUUUUCAAUCACUGUAAUUACAAUUGGGCUGUUGAUUGUGGACAAAGAAAAGCUGAUUUGACACCAAUCAGCACUCCAGGCUGUGAAUAUCAAUUCGGAAUAUAUCCAGAUAGUAAAGAAUGUUCCGUACACUUUAUAAAGUGUGCUCAUGGGGAACCAAUUCCAAACCAAUGUGAUCCUGGACUAGUAUAUGAUGAACGUAUUCAUGGUUGCAACUGGCCCGACCUUCUAAUAGAAACGUGUAAUCCAGAAGCUGUGGUCGGCUUCAAAUGUCCAACUAAAGUGCCACACAACAGCCCAGCGGCAAAAUUCUGGCCAUAUCCCCGUUUUCCAGUUCCAGGUGACUGUCAUCGUCUUAUUACAUGCGUUAACGGAUAUCCACGUCUUAUUACUUGUGGCGAAGGAAAAGUUGUCGAUGAACAUAAUUUAACUUGUGAAGAUCCAGAAUUAGUACCUCACUGUGCCAAUCAUAUCGGAAAAUAGAGAGAAGAGAAAAAUGUCGAGAUGUCGAGUCGUUUUAAAAUUUGAUUUUUAUUUAUACAGAUGUCUUCCUGUACAUAUUCUAUUUAGAAUCAUAUAUUCCAAUAUCAUCUCUUUUAAAUAUUUGAUAUAUAAAUAUUAAACUCUAAUACUUAUCAGUGAAAAUUUUUAAUUGAUUAUUCUGUAAAUAUACGGCAAUAAUAAAUUUUUCAUUACUACUCGAUAGAAACUUUGAACAAUUAAAGCUGAAAGAGAAAAUAAGUAAUUAUUUUUGUAAAUCAAUCUAGUGUGACAGUAAUUUUUUUAGUUAUUAUUAGUAGAAAAUCUUGACCUUCCAUUAUUUUAAUCACAAAUUACUGUAUUAUCCAUAUAUCCUAUUUAGAGAAUAUUCAAUUUCUAUUCGUGUCAGGGUGGAAAUCAUUACUUUCUAUAUAUAUAGAGAUAUGUAUUUUUACCUGCUCAUUUCCCAUUUCGAGAUUUCCGAGAAAAAUCUCGAAACUGAUAUCAUUUUUACAGUUUCCUGAAUUACGGUAAAAUAAUUGGAUUCUUAGGUUAACAAAUAGACUUGAAUUCAUUAGAAAGAACAUCAAGCUGAAUCUAAGUCGUCCUGUUCAAACUAAAUACUCUAACCAGUAUUUACCAACUUAUUUCUAUCCUUGACUGACCUAUGACCUUCUAAAAUUCUUAUGCCCCCUAUGUAAUAUAUACAUAAUUUUUGAAUAUUAAAAAAUUGAAUUCAUUGAAUUGAAACUCAAAUGAUUGAUUUUAGGAAGAAAACACUAGGAAAUUGUUUACGAAACACAGUAAGCAAAUUUUCAAAAUAUAUAAUGAAAAACUAAAAUAAAAAUUGGAAAUAACAUAAUUUGAAAAAA